Molecule: messenger RNA, 1362 nt
Organism: Cyphomyrmex costatus
Lineage: Eukaryota; Metazoa; Arthropoda; Insecta; Hymenoptera; Formicidae
Product: tRNA methyltransferase 10 homolog A
Exons: 5
Coding region: 158-1303 (381 amino acids)
Biological process (GO): tRNA N1-guanine methylation
Cellular component (GO): nucleoplasm; nucleus
Molecular function (GO): tRNA binding
Source: RefSeq, a predicted model, not a curated record
GAAAGGAAAAAUCUCUACGUUUUUUAACCACACUAGUCACAUCGCCCAUGGUGGAAUUAAUUAAUUCCACCAUGACAUCGCCCAUCGGUGAUAAAUGGAAAACAGAUUGAGCACGAUUCACGUGAUUCAUGCCGGGAAAAAUUAAUUAUUUUACGAUAUGGAUGACGUAAAUUCUAUGGAGGAUAACACGGUAACAGUUGCGGUCAAAUCCGAAUCACCAACUAUGAGCAAGCGUCAAAAGAAAAGAUUGCUGAGAGAGAAGAAGUGGUUGGAACGAAAAAGCGAGAAGAGAUUGCGAGAGAGGAUUAAAGCGAGAGAGAAACGUGCGUUUGCACGUGCUAAUAACUUGAGCCUAGGUCCUUCCAGAAAGUUCUUAAAGAGAAGUACUAUGGCUGAGAGUGCUUGCACACUUACAGUAACCAUCGACUUGUCGUUUGAUGAGUUAAUGAUUGAUAAGGAUAUCGCUAAACUAACGAAACAGAUACUAAGGUGCUAUACUUUGAAUAGAAGGGCUAUGGCACCCAUGCAAUUUUCCCUUACCAGUUUCACUGGUAAAUCACGAACUAGCAUGGAGAAGCACAAUGGAUACAAGCAUUGGGAUGUGAGCUUUCAUACGGAACCGUACAUAAACAUUUAUCCUAAAGAUAAGAUCAUAUAUCUCACGAGCGAAUCAAACAAUGUGAUAGAUCAUUUAGAACACGAUUGCGUGUACGUCAUAGGUGGUCUCGUUGAUCACAACGCGCAUAAGGGCAUGUGUCAUAAAUUAGCAAGAGAGGCGGGUGUCAGACACGGUCGAUUACCGUUAGAUAAAUUCCUACAGAUGAAAGCAAGAAAAGUGUUGACUAUCGAUCAUGUUUUCGAAAUACUGUUAAGAGUCUCAGAAGGCGAUACCUGGCAAGAAACAUUUUUAAAGGUGUUACCAGAGAGGAAGAACGCUCGUCCAAUCACUUCUGUGCAAUCCAAAGAGAACGAAUCACAAGAUUCGAAACCUAUUGGUGUAAAUAAUGCCGUGCCGGCUGAUAUAGGUAAUAUAGUACCAGUCAAUUCGAAACCUGUUGAUGUAAAUAAUGCAAUGCUGGCUGAUACAAGCAAUGCAAUGCUGGCUGAUACAAGCAAUGCAAUACCAGUUGAUUCAAAAUCUGCUGAUGUAAAUAAUACAAUGCCGAUUGAUGUAAAUAAUACAGUGUCGAUUGCUGUAAAUAAUACAUUAACAGUUAUAAAAGACAUUAAGGAGAGCGGUAUCAAAUCUGAGUGCAAAACAGAUUCGAAAGAAAUCUUAAAUGAGAGUUUCUAUGUAACGUAGAACCGCGAAUAAUGAUGUGAUUAAUAUAAAAGAUGCAAAGAAAACAUUUAAGAAUUCGU